AUGGCUGGUGUUCCUAGAAAAUAUAAAAGAGUAAUGUCGUCCAGUAGCAAAUCAACAGUGUGCUCAAGGGUUACCUCAAGUUUGGCUAAUGACACUCUUUAUGAUGCUAUGGAUAUUUCCUCGUCAUCGGUGUCGACUAAUGCUGAUGAAGUUCAAACAUUUAGUGGUUGUUCAUCAAGUGAUGAAAGUGAAGAUAGUGAAGAUGGUGAACGAGAUGAUAUGCCUUGCAGUAAAAAUUUAGAUGAGUUUGAGGAAUAUUCUGAUAUUGGAGACAUGAAGUAUGAGUGUCAGUAUUGUGGGGCUUUGCAUUGGAAGCCACCGACUUUAUUAUGGGAUUUGAUAAUGGGAAAUGAUGUUCGUAGUCGAGAAUUCUUAGCAAAUAUAAGAAGUUAUAAUAGUGCUUUUGCUUUUACUUCAUUUGGUGGAAAAAUUGAAAGUGGUCUAAAUGACGGAGGCGGUCCACCACAAUUUGUUAUUAGUGGGCAAAAUUAUCAUCGUAUUGGUAGCUUGCUUCCAAAUGUGGGAGAGACUCCUAAAUUUGCCCAACUUUAUGUUUAUGAUACUCAGAAUGAGAUCCAAAAUCGAAGUUCACACUUUAGGAAUUCGGAUGGAAGUUGUAAGCUAAACAAAUCCUUAAUUGAAGAUCUUUUGGCAAUGGUUGAUGAGUGUAAUGUCUUGGUGAAAUCAUUUCGAAAGGUACGUGAUUUCAUUUCUAUCAACCCAUUGUUAAGGAUUUCUCUAAGAUUGUUUAGGGCUAGACCCAAAGACCCAAGAGUGUACAAUUUACCUUCUGUGGAUGAGGUAGCUGGUUUAAUUGUUGGUGAUUUUGAUUCUACUGAUUGUGGUCGAGACAUAGUUGUUAGUUCAAUGGAUUAUGGAUAUAAAGAAGAUAUUUUGUUUCGCCAAGAUGGAGAUGGUCGUGUUUUUAAAAAGAGAGUACGAGUAUCUUUGAGAGAAUUUAUUUCUUUUAGAAUUCAUGAAAGAAUGAGAGAGGAUUCAGUUAUAUUGCGUAGUAGAAGAUUAUUCCAACAAUUUCUUGUGGAUUGUUAUUCGAUGAUUGAGGCUCAAAGAUUAUCAUAUAUCAAGGGUAAUCAAAAGACAAUACGUCGGGACUUCUUAUCUGGAUUGGAGGAGGCUAUGGAGAAAGGUGAUGUCGAUUCAGCAUCAGUUGGAACAAGGAUAGUUCUACCUUCAUCAUUUACUGGUGGAAGAAGAUAUAUGUUUAACAAUUGUCAAGAUGCAAUGGCAAUCUGUAAACAUGUUGGAUAUCCAGAUCUUUUUAUAACUGUUACUUGCAACCCAAAGUGGCUUGAAAUUCAAAGGUGUGUUUCUGAAAAAGGCUUGAAUGCCUAUGAUCGCCCUGAUAUCUCGUGUCGGGUUUUUCAUAUUAAAGUGAAGCAGUUAAUGCGUGAUUUGAGGAAAGGUCAAUAUUUUGGGAAAGUCUCAGCUGAGUUACCUGAUCCAGUUGCUAGCCCGAAACUAUUUGAAGUUGUUUCUAUGUUCAUGGUCCAUGGUCCAUGUGGUAGUAGUAGGAAAAAUUCUCCGUGCAUGGUAAAUGGUCGGUGUUCCAAAUUUUUUCCUAAGAAAUAUGUGGAUAAGACCUCAUUUGACAUUGAUGGUUAUCCGACAUAUCGAAGGAGGAACACUGGUGUUUUUGUUGAAAGACGUGAUGUUCAAUUAGAUAAUGGGUAUGUUGUUCCUUAUAAUGCAAAAUUGUUGAUGAAGUACCAAGCCCACAUUAACAUUGAAUAUUGUAACAAAUCGAAUUGCAUCAAAUACUUAUUUAAGUAUAUCAACAAAGGAGUUGAUCGGGUUACAGUUUCAAUGAAAAAUGAAUGUAAUGAAGGACAAAAUGUGCCGGAGGUUGAUGAGAUCCAACAAUAUUAUGAUUGUCGUUAUUUGUCUGCUUGUGAAGCUGCUUGGAGAUCAUUUUCAUUUCGUAUUCAUGAUCAUUGGCCUCCCGUUCAGCGAUUACCUUUUCAUAUGCCCAACAAACAAGUUGUAUUAUAUGGUAAUGAAGAACCAAUUGAUAGGGUCGUUCAAAGAGGUCAGAUGUCUGAAACAAUGUUUACUGGGUGGAUGGUUGCUAAUAUGAUAUAUGAACAUGGUAGGCAUUUGACAUAUGCUGAGUAUCCGCAGUUAUUUGUUUGGCAUCCUAAAGAUAAAGAGUGGCGACCACGCAAAAGAGGGUUUUCCAUUGGAAGAAUGAAUUUUAUACCUUUGGGGUGUGGGGAGGUAUAUUAUUUGCGUUUAUUGUUAAAUCUACAAUGUGGAUGCACAAGUUAUGCCGAUUUGAGAACUGUUGAUGGUGUUGUUCGAGUGAGCUUUCAGGAAGCAUGUUCUGCCUUGGGAUUAUUAGAGGAUGAUAAAGAAUUUAUUGAUGGAUUAAUUGAUUGUGCUGAAUUGUCAGGUGGUAUGUCUGUUAGAAAGUUGUUUAUGGUGUUGCUAUUAUCUAAUUCAAUUGUCACACCAGGAAAAGUUUUUGAGGAAACUUGGAGGUUGUUAGCCGAUGGAAUUCUUUAUAAGCGAAGGAAAUUACUUUGCAAUCCAGCUUUGCGUUUGGAUGAUCAGACUUUGAAGACGCUUUGUUUGGUUGAGCUUGAAAAAAUGUUAGUUAAUAAUGGGAAAACACUAAAGGAUUUUCCUGGCAUUCCGUAUCCUAUUUCAGAUGAAGUCCCUCAGUUUGAGAAUGUCAUGUUGUUUAAUGAGUUAAGAUUUGACAUUGAUGAUAUGUCAGUUAAACAUAAUGACCAUUUGAUGAAGUUGAAUAAUGGUCAAAGGAAAGUGUAUGAUGAGGUUAUUGAUGCAGUUAAUAAAUCAGAUAGAGGAUUUUAUUUUGUCUAUGGUUCAGGUGGUACAGGAAAAACUUUUCUUUGGAAAACUCUAAGUUAUAGAUUAAGAUCUGAGCGGAAGAUUGUGUUGAAUGUUGCAUCCAGUGGUAUAACAUCUCUUUUGUUACCUGGUGGGAGGACUGCACAUUCGUUAUUUAGUAUCCCACUUGUGUUAAAUGAGGAUUCAUGUUGUAAUAUUAGGCUGGGUAGUAACAAGGCAGAGUUGCUUAAACAUACAAGUUUAAUUAUAUGGGAUGAGGCACCUAUGGUUAAUAGGUGGGCAUUUGAGGCUGUUGAUAGAACCUUGCGUGAUAUAAUGGAAGUUGGGGAUGUUUAUGGUGGGGGAAAGCCCUUUGGUGGAAAAGUUGUGGUUUUAGGGGGAGAUUUUAGACAAACUCUUCCUAUUAUCCCGAAAGCAAGUAGGGAAGAAAUUGUAAUGGCUACUAUUAACUCAUCAAGACUAUGGAAAUUUUGCAAAGUCUUAAAACUUACUGAGAAUAUGCGUUUGCAUGGGAAUGAUUCUUUACAUGAUUGUGAAAAAUUGGUUGAAUUUAGCAAGUGGAUACUUGAUAUUGGUGAUGGUAAUUUGGGUGAUUACAAUGAUGGUGAAUGUGAUUUAGAUAUUCCACAUGACUUGAUGGUUCCCUUUAAAGAUGAUGUUGUGUCAAGUAUAGUUUAUUCCACCUACCCUGAUAUUCAAAGGAAUUUUUUUGAUGAGGAAUAUUUUAUUGAUAAAGCUAUUCUUGCUCCCACUUUGGAUAUUGUUGAUAGUGUGAACCAGUUUGUGCUUUCCAUAGUACCUGGCAAAGAAAAAGUGUAUUUAAGUUCAGACAGUGUAGUCAAAGUUGAUGAAGAUGUAGCCAUUGAUGCAAAUUGGAUAACCAUUGAGUUUUUGAACGGCAUUAAGGGAUCUGGACUUCCUGAUCAUAGGUUGUGUUUGAAAAUUGGAACGCCCAUUAUGUUAAUGAGAAAUAUUGAUGUUUCAGCUGGGUUAUGCAAUGGAACUCGGCUUAUUGUGUUGGAUCUUAGACCAAAUUUGAUUUAUGGGAAAGUGCUAAAUGGAAAUAAAGCUGGCACAAAAACAUACAUCCCACGCAUGACUAUUGUUCCUUCUGAUAGUGGUCUACAUGUUAAAGUUCAACGUAGGCAAUUUCCGGUGUGUGUUUGUUUUGCAAUGACAAUUAAUAAGAGUCAAGGGCAGACGUUGUCUCGAGUGGGGGUUUUUUUACCGAGACCUGUUUUUUCCCAUGGUCAACUAUAUGUUGCGUUGUCGCGUGUGAAAUCAAGGGAUGGAUUGAAAAUUUAUGUUGACCAGACAGAGGUUCCGCCUUUGGAGCACACAAAAAAUGUUGUUUACAAAGAAGUAUUCAAAAAUUUAAGUUGA
Molecule: messenger RNA, 4215 nt
Organism: Lotus japonicus
Lineage: Eukaryota; Viridiplantae; Streptophyta; Magnoliopsida; Fabales; Fabaceae
Exons: 9
Coding region: 1-4215 (1404 amino acids)
Biological process (GO): telomere maintenance; DNA repair
Molecular function (GO): DNA helicase activity
Source: RefSeq, a predicted model, not a curated record